Molecule: messenger RNA, 2508 nt
Organism: Megalops cyprinoides (Indo-Pacific tarpon)
Lineage: Eukaryota; Metazoa; Chordata; Actinopteri; Elopiformes; Megalopidae
Gene: npas4l
Product: neuronal PAS domain protein 4 like
Exons: 10
Coding region: 106-2508 (800 amino acids)
Biological process (GO): regulation of transcription by RNA polymerase II
Molecular function (GO): RNA polymerase II transcription regulatory region sequence-specific DNA binding; DNA-binding transcription factor activity, RNA polymerase II-specific; protein binding
Source: RefSeq, a predicted model, not a curated record
GGUUAAUCCCGAGCUCGACUAUAAAAGGGAGGAGAAUAAGGAAGCAGGGCACAGACGCAUCUAGACAGCCCACCGAAGACCUUGUCGGACAACAGUGACAGAAACAUGACGGUGUGCUGCCAGUCAUGCAAAAAUCCGGUCAAUGAGAAAAUUGGGUCCCCCUGCUCCCCAUAUCGCUACUCCGCGGACACAGCCAGCAGUGUUUCCUGCAAAAGAUUCAGGUCGACCAAGGGGGCGUCCAAAGCCAGACGGGACCACAUCAACGGGGAGAUCCGAAACAUGCGUGCCCUGCUGCCCAUCUCCCCCGAGGACAGGGAACGGCUCUCCUACCUGCACUCCAUGUCGGCCAUCUGCACCUUCAUCAGGAAGUCCAUCUUCUACAGAGAGCUGCAGGCUGAGGUGGGCGCCAGCUCUCCCUUGCCUUAUGAGGAUUUCCUGCAAGCGUUGCCUGGUUUCAUUGUGGCCAUGACCAGAGAGGGGAAGCUGAUUUACGUCUCAGAGAAUGUGGUGGACUACCUGGGCUAUUCAAUGGUGGAUGUGCUUCAAGGAGACACUUUCUAUGACAUGGUGGAGAGCGCAGAUGUGGACGUGAUCAGAUCCUGCCUGGAAGCAGACACUAUGCCGUCAACAGAGAGAGCCUUUGUCUGUCGGAUGCACACUUCCAAGCCCUUUCGGCUCAGACAGGGCAGCAGCUGCUCCAUGCUUAUCAGGGGCCGUCUCCAGGCCACCCCACAGUCUCCACCGUCCUGCCCUGACCUGGGCCAGGCUUUCGUUGCGCUGUGCACCCCAACUGUGAACCGUCUGUGGGACAGUGACUCUCACUGCCUCAGGGAACACUUCCAAAGCCUCCACCGGCUUGAUAUGACCUUCGCCCAAGUCUCCGACAGUGUGUUGUUUCAUCUGGGAUACUCAGCAGAGGAGAUGAUUGGCCGGUCCUGGUACAGCCUGCUUCACCCAGAUGACUUAUCUUUGAGUGCAUCUGGACACCGGAGUUUGCAGAAGUCUGAUGAAGACACCCUGGUGGAGAUGGUGCUCAGACUACAGUGCAAGGAUCUCUCCUGGGCUUGGCUGUACAUUCGAGCAGCAAGGGAUUCUGGGAAGCAGACAGUGAGCUGCACAAACUAUAUUAUCAGUGCAACGGAAGCCACAUUCGUCAAACAGAAGAUCUACACUGAUGCCCAAAGUGCCCUGAGACCUUUACAGCAGAAAUUCUCCCAGCACCUAGUCUCCAACACCCCCCAGUGUCAGACUGAAAGCACUGGCAGGCGCUUGAAAAGACAAAGGGAGACACACAGCCCGGGUGAGGAGCCCCAGAGCAAGAGCAGCAGGGUCUCUGAGCCCCUUGUGCAUUACUUUUCACAUACAAACCAGGCCUCUGAUGGGGGCUCUCCUACAGCACCAAGGGAUGGCCCCACGUUCCCCUCCACCCCGCCAUACAGCCCAGCCUCCUCCCACUCCUCCACCCUGCAGGAGGACGCCAGCUCCGACUUCCUCCUGGAUACCUACAGCUACACGGAGGACUUCCUGUCCCCCUCAGAGAGCUCUCCCCCUUAUUUCCCCUGCAACGACGGCCUCUCCAGGGCGCCUGGCCACUUCUCCCCCUCCGAGCCGCUCCAGACCAUCCUGGACCACGCUUUCAAUCUGAGCAGUCUGGGCGUGAUGCCUGCUCAGUCUCCAGAGCCCCACACUUCGCCCUCCUACAAUUUCCCAAGCUGCUCCGCCGACGCUCGCCUGGUGCCCGACUGCCUGCCCAUGCCAGCGGUAUGCGGAGCGACCUCUGACUGUGCGUUCCAUCCCGAGGGCUCCAGCCUUCCUGCACACCCUCCAGGGGGCGCUGGCCCUUUCCUGGCUCCUCAGGGCUCCCAUAGUGCCUCCCAGCUGCCCACGGGCCUGCUGACCCCGGACCCCUCCCCGACCGCUGAGAGCUGCUUUCAGUACAGCGAGGAAGAGCGGGUGGAGAUUAGCAUCCUAGCCCAGCAGAUCUCCUCGCUGGCUAGCAGCUUCGACACAUACUGCAGCCACGGCCCCACCCUCAGCCUGCCCACCGGAUACAGCAAGCCUUCCUCCAGCAGCACCCCAGCUCUGGCCCCUCAGAUGACACAGCCUUCUCCCAGCUGCUGGCCACACCCGGCCACACAACCCCUCAAACCCGAGCUGGUCCUGGACGAGGAUGUCAUCGACAGCAUCCUGAAGGAUCUGGACACAGUGUCAGAAGGAGAAGCCCUGGCCUGCUCCAGACCCAGCCCAGGCUGCUGUCUGGCAGACACCUGCAGGCCAGAGAGUGAUCAGCAGGCCCUGGAUGUCCUGGAGGUGCGGUCCCCUGCGCUCUCCUUCGCCACGCUCAUGGAUGGCUUACCGCUGGGGCAGCUCCCUUCCCCUCACACUUCACUGGAUCCCUGUAUCCUGACCCCUGGAUGCCACGACGAUGCCAAUGAGUUGUAUCAACUCAACCAGUAUCUACACAGUACCCUCCACCAAGAUGGGCUUGUUGAAGAAUCCAUGUACUGA